AGAGUGUUUCCGUUGCAUAUAAAUCCCAAGCCCCCACAAAUCAUUCCCUUCAUCUCAAUCCCCAUCUCUCUCUCUCCUUUCCUCUCACUCUCUCUCUUUCUCUCUCUCCUCUUUUUCUCUUCCUCAACCCCCCUUGAGAAAGACAGAGACAGACUAGUAGAGAAAGAAGUGGUGAGAAAGGGAGACAAGGGGAAGAGACCAGUCUUGCCCAGAUAAACUAGCCAUGGCCGGGGAACAAUUACAGGUGCUCAACGCACUUGAUGUAGCGAAAACGCAAUGGUACCAUUUCACUGCUAUUAUUAUUGCCGGAAUGGGUUUCUUCACCGAUGCAUAUGAUCUCUUUUGCAUAUCACUAGUAACCAAAUUGCUUGGCCGCAUAUACUACCAUGUCGAUGGUGCACCUAAGCCCGGUUCUUUACCCCCCAAUGUCUCAGCCGCUGUCAAUGGUGUCGCCCUUUGCGGAACCCUAGCCGGUCAACUCUUCUUUGGUUGGCUUGGUGACAAGCUAGGCCGAAAGAGGGUCUAUGGAUUGACUUUGAUGCUCAUGUGCCUUUGUUCUAUCGCUUCUGGCCUUUCCUUUGGGAGGGAGCCAAAAACUGUCAUGGCCACCCUUUGCUUCUUUCGCUUUUGGCUAGGGUUUGGCAUUGGAGGUGAUUACCCACUUUCCGCCACCAUCAUGUCCGAAUACGCCAGUAAAAAGACACGUGGUGCCUUCAUAGCAGCUGUUUUCGCUAUGCAAGGAUUUGGAAUUUUGGCGGGAGGGAUAUUCGCGAUCUUAAUAUCUUCAGCAUUUGAUGCCCAGUUCCCCGCUCCCGCUUAUGAGGCAAAACCCAUUGCCUCGACCGUCCCACAAGCCGACUACGUUUGGAGGAUUAUAUUGAUGGUUGGAUCGCUUCCGGCUCUCCUCACUUACUACUGGCGGAUGAAGAUGCCUGAAACUGCCCGUUACACUGCUCUUGUUGCCAAGAAUGCGAAACAAGCUGCUUCGGAUAUGUCCAAAGUUUUGCAAGUUGACCUAGAGGCUGAGGUCGAGAAAGUUGAGCAAAUCGUUCAGAAGCCAAACAGUUCAUUUGGUUUGUUCUCCAAGCAAUUCCUUCACCGCCAUGGGCUCCACUUGCUUGGGACCACCAGCACAUGGUUUUUGCUUGACAUUGCCUUUUACAGCCAAAAUCUGUUCCAAAAGGACAUUUUCACUGCAAUUGGGUGGAUCCCCCCGGCAAAAACCAUGAAUGCAGUUCAAGAAGUUUUCAAGAUUGCCAGGGCGCAAACCCUAAUUGCCAUGUGCAGUACCAUUCCCGGCUACUGGUUCACGGUGGCACUCAUCGAUAGGAUCGGAAGAUUCACUAUCCAGAUUAUUGGUUUUUCAAUGAUGACAAUCUUUAUGUUUGCUCUUGCAUUCCCUUAUAACCACUGGACUCACCCUGAUCACAGAAUUGGGUUUGUUGUGAUGUACUCCCUGACCUUCUUCUUUGCCAACUUCGGACCAAACGCAACCACAUUUGUCGUGCCGGCAGAGAUUUUCCCAGCUCGGUUGAGGUCAACUUGCCAUGGGAUUUCUGCUGCAUCGGGGAAGUUGGGGGCUAUAGUGGGUGCAUUUGGGUUCUUGUAUUUGGCACAAAACCAAGACAAGGCAAAGGCGGAUGCAGGGUAUCCUGCUGGAAUUGGUGUGAAGAACUCGCUCAUUGUGUUGGGUGUGGUCAACUUCUUGGGGUUGCUCUUCACUUUCUUGGUGCCUGAAUCCAAAGGGAAAUCGCUGGAGGAGAUGUCGGGUGAGAACGAGGACUUGGGUGGAGAUGAGUUGGAGCAGCCUUCUUAUAACAACAGGACAGUUCCCGUCGUCUAGGGUUUGAUUCAAAAGCGUUCUACUGUAGGCUGAAAUUGGAUGCGCUCUGAACCCCAUUCUCUCUCUCUUUGCUACUUCUUUUAUCUUUUUGGUAUUUUGCUCUUUGUUUUGGUUAAGUGAUGCUUAGCUGAUGGUUAGAGGUCCUGUUACUUUUCGAAGUUGAAUUGUUAUAUGACACAAGUAUCAGCUGUUUGUUUCUUUUACAA
This is a messenger RNA of Rhododendron vialii, 2049 nucleotides long. Its product is annotated as inorganic phosphate transporter 1-4-like. The transcript is spliced from 2 exons. The record is from RefSeq and is a predicted model, not a curated record. NCBI's taxonomy places the organism in Eukaryota, Viridiplantae, Streptophyta, Magnoliopsida, Ericales, Ericaceae. Gene Ontology annotation, cellular component: membrane. Gene Ontology annotation, biological process: transmembrane transport; phosphate ion transport. Bases 224 to 1843 code for a protein of 539 amino acids. Gene Ontology annotation, molecular function: phosphate transmembrane transporter activity.